This is a messenger RNA of Humulus lupulus (European hop), 1873 nucleotides long. Its product is annotated as VAN3-binding protein. NCBI's taxonomy places the organism in Eukaryota, Viridiplantae, Streptophyta, Magnoliopsida, Rosales, Cannabaceae. The coding region runs from base 102 to 1556 and encodes 484 amino acids. The transcript has 7 exons. Gene Ontology annotation, biological process: phloem or xylem histogenesis; leaf vascular tissue pattern formation; auxin-activated signaling pathway. The record is from RefSeq and is a predicted model, not a curated record.
AGAGCCAAUAUCUUCAUCUCUCUUCACAUAUAUAAAUAUCAACAAACCAAUUCCAUUCCACCACCUUUUCACAGUCUCACUCUCACUGCAGCACUACUUCCAUGGAAGAGAAUUUACCUCUAAAAUGCCUUCGCCGGCCGGAGUACAAUACCCACCUGCCGGAGAGUCCAAGAGUUCCAAUGGAGUUUCUUUCGAGGUCAUGGAGUGCCUCAGCUCUCCAAGUCUCGAAAGCUUUGCUGACACCUAACAACAAUAAUAACAGUAACCCUUCUUGUAUGGCGUCCAAGUCUGCCAAUAGCUCCUCUUCUUGUACUAAUACUUCUAUAUCUGAAGAUGUCAUAGAAGAGUCCGAGGAGCUCCCCAUGUUGGCCGGACACCAGUUUUCUUUUGCAACCUCUGCUACUUCCCAACUCGUCCUCGACCGUAUAAUGUCCCAGUCUAUGAGAGAGGAAGUAUCACCAUUAACAUCGGGUAGACUCUCCCACAGCAGUGGACCCUUGAAUGGAGGUUCUCUGACAGAGACAGACAGCCCCCCAGUAUCUCCAUCAGAAGAAUAUGACGACGUCGUUAAGUUUUUCCGUUCCAACAACAGCAUACAACACCUGUUCAAUGGUGGACGAGCCAGCGCCGGCAAUGUCAAUAAUGCCCCCACCACAGGCGGAGCCAAGACUGUGGGGAGGUGGCUCAAGGACAGGAAAGAAAAGAAGAAAGAGGAAAGCAGAGCCCAAAACGCGCAGAUCCACGCCGCAAUCUCGGUCGCCGGGGUGGCUGCUGCCGUGGCCGCCAUUGCGGCUGCUACUGCAGCUUCAUCUUCCUCAAGAAAGAAUGAGCAAGCAGCCAAAACAGACACAGCCAUGGCGUCCGCAGCCACGUUAAUAGCCGCACAAUGUGCUGAGGCUGCAGAGUCUCUUGGAGCUGACCAUGAGCACCUCGCUUCGGUGGUCAGCUCUGCUGUUAAUGUCCGCUCUUAUGAUGAUAUCCUAACUCUCACAGCUGCAGCAGCCACAGCUUUACGUGGUGCCGCGACACUGAAGGCGAGGGCCAUGAAAGAAGUGUGGAAUAUUGCGGCAGUGAUACCAGUAGAGAAGGGAAUGGCACUCGGUGUUUGUGGUAAAACCAAUAUGGAUCAACUUAAUGCUAACAUCAGCGGAGAGAUAUGCCCUCCAGACAAUUUGCCCAUCGUUUGUAACCAGGAUCUUCUGGCUAGGGGGACUGAGCUACUCAAACGAACACGUAAAGGUGAUCUUCACUGGAAAAUAGUCUCUGUUUACAUUCAUCGAACUGGGCAAGUGAUGCUGAAAAUGAAAAGCAAACACGUAGGUGGGACAUUCACCAAGAAGAAAAAGAAUGUUGUGUUGGAAGUUUGUAAGGACAUGCCGGCUUGGCCAGGACGACACUUAUUCGAUGGCGCGGAACAGCGUCGUUACUUUGGAUUGAAAACCGAGGCACGUGGGCUUGUGGAGUUUGAGUGCAAGACUCAGAGCGACUAUGAACUCUGGACUCAAGGGGUCUCGAAGCUGCUUUCCAUUGUUGCCGAGAGAAAGAAUAAUCGUUGAACCAACAGUCCCUAUUUGCAUUACAACAACCAGGAUUUGAUCUCUAGAUAGAUAAGAGUCGGGACUAGUUCCAUGUUCUAAUUGUUGACUUCGUUCAAUUCCAUUACUGCCUCUAUGUAAAUAGGACGUCAAAUGGUCAAAUGAUGUAAGAAGAUAAUGCAGGGCUUACUAGAGCUAUAUACUACGGGAAUUGGUUGAAAAGUGAGUCAGGGUUAGAUUGAGGAUUAAGCUUCGUUUAGUUGAAUAUAAAUUGUACUGUUUGCUCAUCAUUUCACUUGAAUUUCUUAAUUUAUAUAAGGAAUGCCAUAUUCAUUUUA